AUGGCCGACCUUGAAGAUGACGACGAGUGGGAAGUUGAAGAGAUCAAAGAAGAAAAGCGAAUCAAACGUUCGAACUACUUUUUGGUGAAAUGGGCAGGCUGGCCGUCUGAGUACAAUCAAUGGGUUCCGGAGGAAGAUUUGGAAAAUGUGCGCGAUACGAUCAAGGAUUUCAGGAAGGCUAAGUCAAAGAAGACGAAAACAAAACAACCACCAAAGUCUUCUCAUUGA
Penicillium bovifimosum is the source of this 228-nucleotide messenger RNA. RefSeq lists its product as uncharacterized. NCBI's taxonomy places the organism in Eukaryota, Fungi, Ascomycota, Eurotiomycetes, Eurotiales, Aspergillaceae. The coding region runs from base 1 to 228 and encodes 75 amino acids. Gene Ontology annotation, molecular function: chromatin binding. The record is from RefSeq and is a predicted model, not a curated record. Gene Ontology annotation, biological process: negative regulation of transcription by RNA polymerase II; chromatin organization. The transcript has a single exon. Gene Ontology annotation, cellular component: pericentric heterochromatin.